AUGGCGUAUCUUGUUAUUUUGGCUCUUGUAGUUGUGAUUGUGUUUUUGCUGGUUCGUGUCCUAAAUCUGACGGAUUCUUCUCAUCCUCCAAAGAUAGUUUCAUCGGAUAGCCAUUUUACCAACACAGUCUUAGAGUCGUGUCCUAUUUUUUUCGAAAGGUACGUAAAUUCAAAGUGUCUACAAAUGUGUUUACAUCUUUCGAUAACAAAACAGCAUUCGGGUUCAUGGUAAUUAAGUAAUGAGUUGUUUUCAUCCUUUAAAAUAUUAUUUCAGCUGCCAUUUUACUGCCAAGCUUCUCUGUUCUUUGUAUUGAUCGGUUAAAUCUAAUUUUGUGAUUUCGCGGUAACACAAAACAUCAUCGGUUUGGAAAGAUGAAACUGUUUACAUGCAAGCCGGUAUAUUCAAUGUAGAAAUUUAAAAAACUUAUUCGUAGUAGCAGAUAACGCUUACUGUGAAACCUUACGAAACCGGUUUUAACGAAAAUUAUUUCUUUAUUAAAAUGGUAAAUUUUGGUUAGAAGGCUAUGGUAUUCCUACCGCUCAGAACGAUAUAUUAUUGUACGAAUAAUUUUGUAAGAUGUCCAAUUUCUUGCCAAACUAAGCAAGACCUUCGUGGAUGCGCUCUAUUAUAUUGCUAUCAUUAAUUAUUAAAGAAAAACCGGAUAGCGCACAAAGUGCCGCAUUUAUAUCUUAACUACUCGUUUCUCCUUCUCUCUGUUGUUUGAAAAUCUGAGGUUUUAAAUUUAAAUUGUAAUUUUUUUUAAAUCUUCAUCAAAACUUGCAGUAGUGAGUCCCUAUUAAGUUAACUCUUGAAGUGUGAUAAUUAUACCAACAAGGUUUGCAUAACUGUUAACGCUUUAACUCCAGUGAGUGACCAAGAUAGAAUUUCUCUUUACUAUAUCUAUACAAUAUCAUGCAUACAAGUGAUAAGAAUAAAGAAAAAUGUCAAUUAUGGAAUUACUAAUUGAUCCAAUACCAAAUUCUCCAAACUAAGAUAAUGAGAAUUCUUUGGCUGACAGUAAGGAGAAUUACUAAUGAGAUCUUGGGAGUGAAAGGAUUAAGCUGAAGGGUACUGAAUAUUUAAGGAAGGCAAGAGACAAGUCUUAAAUUUUAGCUGUUACAUAAAAGUGGAUGCAAAAAGAUAAAAUGUCUUAAUAAGGAAUUUACAAGUUGGCCUAUGUAUUAGAUCUGCAUUUACCACAGAGACCAACCAAACUCUCUUGGUGUAAUGAUCUCUACUUGACAAUAGGAUAAUGGGUUUGAGAUUUAAUAUAUAAUAACUCUACUAGUCCUUCACAACUAAACAGUUACAGUUAUAUUUCAGUUUUGAAUGAAAUAAACUUCAUUUGACCUUCAGAUGAAACUGAAGUAAAGCAAUGAUCCACGCAAGUGUGCAGCAACUUAAGCAACUGCAGAAAAGCAGCCUGAAAAAAUUAAGGCUUUGAUGGGACUGAAACCCUUGCCUUUUUAAUACUGUUUGGGUUACUACAACUGAGUUGUGAAGCCAUACAUUGAAAGAAAGGCAAAUUUUUUAGGAGUUCACCUUUUCUUUGAAGGAAUCUGAUCACAAUCUUUGGCAUUUUUUUUUCUGAAAAGAAUCCUUUUUUUUUUGAAAUCGAAAUUGCUUCACUAGCAAUGGAUCUUUGUUUUAUAAUUUUUUUUUCUCCUUACAAUAUCAAUGUAAUGUUCACCAGAUGAGAGAUGAGAAAAAAGAAAAAUAUCAAUUUGGGGAUAAUUAGUUGAUCCAAUACCAAAUUCUCUGAAAUAACAUUCUAAGAAUUGUAUGGUUGACAGAAAGGAGAAUUACAGAUUUGAUCUGGUAGUUAAAGGGUUAGGUCACAACUAUUUACUGAUUACUGAAGUGAAAGUUGUUAGUGGUGAAUAUUCCCAAGCUGGGAAUUAGCGAGGUAAAUAUCAACCCCUAACCACCGACAGUGAGGUGAAUAGUUGUUUUAGUAUAAACUAAAACAGUGAGAUAAUGUCACAAAAAAAAAUUUAUUUUAACUCAUUUAUUGGUUCCAAAUUCCACAAGAAGUGUGCAUAUGUGAAUAGGAAAGGAUGUUUAGAGUUUGAGUGACCAAUGUUCUGAGGGUGUGUGUUCAGUGCCUUCCACUUGUUUAGUUUAUACCUCUAAUAAUAGUUAUUAUUCACCAACAGGUAUUCCCCCCCAGUCAUUUGGGGAAAGAGUGGCCACUGCCAAACCCUUGUAGGAGCCCUGUUCGGUAGACGUGCUUGCCCAGAGUUGAAAGGAGCCUUACACACAACAAAGCUGCAUGAUGGCACUGUUGUCACUUAUGAGAUUUACUCUCCUGACGAAAAUUCACUCUUGAGUGUUGAACAGGUAUACAAUCAUGAGCUUAUCACAGGUUUAAAGUUAUGGUAUAACAUGAAAAAAGAGGUAUUGACUUGCUUUAAUUUUUUAAGGGCGUUUUGGUUGCUUACAUAUGCAAAACACAGGGAAAGGGAUUAAUUUAUUUGAAGUCAUAGCAGUAUUAUUAGGUAGCGGAAAUAUGUAUAUGUUUUAAAAUGAGCUGAUAAAAAUGCUCUUGAGACAAACAGCAGCAUUCAUUUGGGGCUAGUGCAUUGGUGAGGGUGUUCACCAGUCCCAUUACUGUGGCCUCAAUGGGUUUGAUUGUCCUUGCUCAGAAGUUUUUUCUACAGGUCCUCAUGUUUUUCUCCCUCCACAAAAACCAAGUUGAAUUUUCUAAAUUCCAAUUUGACCCAGAAACAGCAGACAAGGAGAGCCACCUUAUGGGCUGUCCACCUCUAAAUUCCCAUAUAGCACAUAAUCUAUAAGAUGAGCACCUUAUAGACAGUAUCUCCUGUUUUCUGUACCAAGAAUGAACUCAUUUUUUAACAGAACUAUACAUUGCUGUAUUAUUCAGCUAGAACACAUGAAUGGUCUUAAAAGAGCAUCAUAGAAUCAUACAAUAUCUUCAGUAAGAAGACAAGGCAUACCAUGUGUAAAUGAUUUUUAGAGAUGCAUUGUGCAGCUUUCACUGCCAGAUCUCAAGGAUCUGAGUAAAUGUAACACGAAACAGUUCACCUUUUUGGGAAAAACGAUCAAAGAGUAAAUAGAUUGUAAAUUUCUGCCAGAAUAACUCAAAAUGUUUUGCCAGUUCCUUUUGUGUUUUUAAAUAAAUCUUGGUUGAUCUGAGGCUCAUGUUCUGUUACCAAUUUCUGUCAUCUUAUUUAUAAAAUUUGAGAUAAUUUCUCAAUCAAAUUUGUUAGUGAAAUCAAUUGAACUACCUGGAGAGUUUCACAGGCUUAGCAGCCCUGAAUAAAAAUCUUGUAAUCUCAGUGACAAGAGAGUGUCAUUCAGCACAAUAAAACAUGUUGAUAUCACAAAGAUUAUGAUCAGUUUGCAUCAAGGAAACCAAUGUUUAUUGAACUGCUUGAAAUUUGGCGAAUUGACCAGAUACUGUACAUAAUUAUGGAUAAGGAGGGGAAUUUGACAGCCACCUUGAUAAUAAAUAUACAGUUGUUUUGUGUUGGGAAAUUUUUAAAAAGUUAAGAGUGUCAGGUGAGAUGAGAAGCCCUAAAAAAAAAUAAAAGCUACCUUGCUAAUAAAUAUACAGUUGUUUUGUGUUGGGGAGUUUUUACAAAGUUAAGAGUGGUCAGGUGAGAUGAGCAGCUCUGAACAAAAGUCUUGUAAUCUCAGUGACAAGAGAGUGUCAGUCAGCACAACCAACAGGUAACAGUGUACAGAACUAACAUACUUUCCCUUUUUUGAAUGAUCCAAGGAGAAGCCUACAAUCAUCACAGUCCCAGGAAUUGCUAACUGUUCCGAGACAAAGUAUGUGCGCACAUUUGCUGACUACGCCAUUCACCAUGGCUUCAAAGUUGCUGUUUUAAAUCAUUUGGGAGCAAAGGAAGAGGGUGGAUUGUCCACUCCAAGGAUUUUCACAUAUGGUAAUUGUUAGCUAUCUACUCCUCAGUGAAAUUUUUCUAUGGAUCAAUAGACAGUGUUAAUGUAAUUAUGUUUUACAGUCAAUUCACUACCUCAACAAAUUCUCCACCACAAAACUCGCUAACACUGAGUCACAUGCUACUUAAUUGAUUUCAGGUGAUAUAAUCAUGGAUUAAAUUUUAUAUGAAAGAUUAUUCUUAAUUCAAUUUUAGUGGUUCCACUUUAAGGGACUGUUCAAUACAGAUAGAGGACAAUAAAAAAUGGCUGUUGGGACUCAGAAAAGGGUGACCAUGACCCCCUUCAUAGAGAUGGUUGCUUACUAGGGGUGAAAAUUACUGUGAUUAAGGGAAAGAAAAUUUAGGACAUUGACUACUGGCCACUAAAAUACAAGGUGACUGCUUACAACAGGUUCGACUGUAUAAGGAAAAUGGUUCCAUUUAGAAAUCGAAAAAAAUGUGUUGGAUGUAAUUGAAACCAAACCAAAACAUGUUACUAAUAAAACUGGUGUGAUAACAAUAUAGGUGGUACAGAGGAACUGGCUGCCAUGGUUACACACAUCACCUCUGUGGGUAAUCACCAGCGACUUAUUGGAGUCGGGUUCUCUAUGGGUGCAAACAUUUUGAUGAAAUAUCUAGGAGAGGAACCUUCACGGCAGGAGUUAUUUGAAUGUGCUGUGUCUGUGUGCCAGGGAUAUGAUAUCUUGAGGUAAGAGAUCUGCAAAUUUGAAUUUUAGUCAUAACUUCAAUGACUUAUCAGUGUACCAGCUAGGGAAUUUCUUGAAGCUGAUAAAGAGAAGGUUAGCUCCUUGUUGGGGAAAAAGGUUUGCCUUAACCCUUUACAACUCUAUAGCCAAACAUCAUUAUGCAUGUUCUCUUUGUUUUCUAAACAUUUCCUAUGGCAAGGAGAGUUAGAGUAAUCAAGAGCCUCUUUCAUAAGCAAUCAUUUCCUUAAUUUUCAUGACCUAUUUAUAAGAUUUAGCAGUGAUGUUGUAAGAGAAAUUAUAUGCCUGUCACUUCAAGGGCUCAGAGUUAAAUCAACUAAAAUUCACAGAAUAGCUUAUUACUGAAUAUCAAAUUACAGAUUCACUGAUUGAGGUUAUGAUUAACCUCCUUGACUCUCUGAUUCAUAAGGGUGACUAGCAUCUAUUUUCUCCUUACAAUAUCAAUACUGAAUCAUACUUUAAGGUCACAAGAAUGACGGGAAUGAUUACAAACUAAAGAAGCUCUUGAUUAAAUAAUGAUUUUAGAUAUGUGAAUUUCACAUAUCUAAAAUCAUUAUUCAUCACUUGGAUGGUUUAUUUGGACCCAACAUAUUGACCAGCUCCCAGUUGGCUUGUUAGUUCAGUUGGUAGAGCACUGCACUGGUAUCGCAGAGAUCAUGGGUUCAUAUCCUGUACGGGCCUGAAUUUUUUUCAGGUCCUAUUUUCAACUACUAGUUCAGUAGUGGUCUUAGGUGUAAGGAGCUCUUAAAUUAAUCUCUUGAUUGUUAAACAAAUUCUCUUUGUCGGCACCCUCAGGAAAUGUAUGGAGCACAAUAUGGAAAAUAUGCAUACUGAUAUCAGGGUUGUAUAAAGGUUAAUAAUUGAUUGACAGGCAGACCAUCAACUAACUGAGUGACUGUCAAACUAAAUUAUGGACUGACUCACACUGACAGACUAAAUUACAAAUUUAGCUGACUUACUUGCUGAGUGAAUAAAGGGUAAGUUUCUAAAGAAACUGUGGUGCUGCGUGGGUGGGAGAGUAUAGCAGGUAAUUAAGUGUUAAUAACUGAGUUGAAAACGUAAAUUAGCCUCCGUAAAGGGUAAAAAAGCUGACGUUUCGAGCGUUACUCACUAAGUGCUUCGCAAAUUGUCUACCUGACUGAUGGAUUAUGGAAUGGAUUCAUGGACAGGUGGACUCACGGACUGACUGGUAUAUAACAGGCAAGAUGAUGAAUAUCUAACCCUCUACACCCCAAAAUCAGUAUCCAUAUUCUUCUCUAUACAUUUCCUUCUGUACUGUCAAGGAGUAUUAGUUUAACAAUCAAAGCUUCGUGGGUAGGCGAUCAUUUCCUUUAUUCUCGUGGUCUUAAUGAAAGAUUCAGCAGUAUUGCUGUAAGGAGAAAUUAGGUAUUGGUCAUUCUAAGGGUUGAAAGAGUGAAACGUAAACUUUUAACGUUGCUACACAUGUAUUGUUGGCGAUCUCUUCCGUGAUUUGUAGAGCAAAGACUCUCCUUCACGAAUGGGAUGGACUACGACGUUUCUACAACUGGGGCAUCACCCAAAGCGUGAAAAAGGUACUCGACCGCAACAUGAAGGUUUUAUUCCAGUGCCCCAAAUUUACUUCAUCUGUUCAUCAUGUUCGCUCGUCUUCUUCCCUUGUGGAGCUUGAUGAUGCAUAUGUCAAGUGAGUAACAUUUUAGAGUACUCUUCAAUUGCAUGCUGUGAAAGCGAAACCAUAGUAACCACAGCAGCCAAUCAGAACAAAGAAAAAUUUCGCCGAUGGCAGCUGAAAUGAUCAAGCAAACUGUCUGAAGCGCAGAAAAUCGUGAACAAGUUGUAUGAAUCUAAUUAUUUGAGGAAGUGGCUAAGUUUAUUGGCAAAUCAAAGAGCGUGUUAGAAAGUGUCUGCGUAACAGAGGUGCGACUGUGAUACUGUGUAAUUAAGGGAGAAUUUGAAUUUUUCCUUACCUUAACUCUAGAAAAAUGGCGGGAUUCCAUAAUUUGGACGAGUUUUAUGCUGUCAACAGUUCCUGUAACUAUAUAAACCAGGUAACCUCUCUCUGUAGUUUUUGUUCUUGUCUUUUUUCUCUCUUUUGGUAUAGUGACUUCUACGUGUUUUCUCUUCACAGAUUAAGAUCCCAGUGUUUCUUUUAAAUGCCUCAGACGAUCCCCUCAUACCUGAGGAACUGUUUGAUACGCCAUACAACCACGUCAGUAAGUAUUAGGUGUUUGGACCAUUAAUUGGUGAGAAGGAGUUCUAUUAUAUGGUCUUGACAGGUACAUUAUAUGCCGCCACAAAAGGAACCUUUUACGAGGCCUUGUUCUUAAACAGGAUAUGCAGUUUUACUUCUUGGGGGCGGAGCUCGAACAAAGUCCCUCCCAUACGUCGGGGCGCUGCGCUAGAGGAGAUUUUGUGGAUAACUAGGCAUCUUGAUCGCUGACGGGGGUGGACUGAUGGAGAAAUAUGGAGAAGAUCUCAGGCCGGGCUCAGUUUUGUGUUCUAGGGCGAAACUAAAACUUUUCCGUCACUAUGCCUCGAUCCAGUCAGAGUGUAUCUGUUUACCAGCAAAUUUUUAGGUUGGAAAACUUGUUGAACCUCCGGGGCAGGGGUGAGGGGAGUGGGGUUGCCCACGAUAAACUAACAUCCCCCCAGGAAGAUUAGUAAUACACCCCUAUUCGCUUCAUAAUAGGAAAGCAAGGAGAAGCCUCGGAAGUGAAGUCCACGUGACUGUUAAUACUUGACUUGCCUUUUUUCCUCUCUGUCUUUAGAAUGUAAUGAAUCAGCUGUGUUUGUCGUGACUCAUCAUGGUGGCCAUCUUGGAUUUUACGAGGGAGGGUUUUUUACUGUUUUCCCUUUGACCUGGCUCGACAAGGCCGUGAUACAGUAUAUCAAGGCGGUUUUAAAAGUGAAAAACGAGGGAAAAUUAUCAUCCUUGUCCGAGCAGGACGAAGAAUAUGUUAGUGCAUCCUAGCAUUCGCCGGAAAGUGGCGGUUUUGUAUAUCUCCUUCGUAAGUUUUUUUUUACGAUCCUAAACUCCAGUUUUACCCAAUGACCACUUCAGUUUUGCGUGAUCUUAGGUUUUAGGGACAACAAAGCUAUCGGCAGUGGCCAUCAUCUUUAAUCAUAAAGCUGUUCACGAUUCAUUUCAACUGCAUUAUUACUGUUGGUUUGUCAAACCUCGGGAUUAUCUCAACGUAAACAUUUUAGAAAUUUAAUUAUUUUUGAUAAAACAGUCGUAACAUUCGAAUUAGGUAGAAUGCUUUUGUGAAACGCUGUCACAAGUUUAAAGGGAAUUAAGGGAAAUUUUUAUAAUAGGAAAUAUUCUGAUUAAAUAAACUAGUCACAGAUAACUUCGUGAUAAUAAUGAUAUUGACAAACAUCGAUUAAAAACUAUUUUCCAACAAUAAAACAUAUCUUGUAACUAAUUCAUCAUAGUAAAUCAGAGAUGAAACCUUGAUGGUAAGGCUUCUUGAAAACAUGAAAAUGUUUACCUUAAAUCACGCCAGAAACCCAGUAAUUGUUAUGUUGUUUAUAAAAUUGUAACUUUUCUCCGACAGAGAACCCCUCCAUUGCUAAAAAUUCCUAAACUACACGCAUAUAUCUAAACUUUGUUUCAACUGACCGCUGUAAUAAAGCUAUGCGUAAAGCAAAAUAACAAUCUCAAACUUUUUCCUUGUCAAACUUCGACAUCCUUUCGGUGAAUGAUGUUGUCUUUCUUGUCCUUUCAUUGUAUUUAGUUAUUUUUCGGUAUUUAUGUGUUUUUAGCGCAUUCAUCUUUGCCCAAUAGAAGCUGCAAAAAGUAGAGGAAUAAUUUAGGAAUUGUUCGUGACCAUCACCUCGAUGAUACACUAUACAAUAUUAAUAAUUAUUUAUAAUUAAUAAUAAUAAAAAUUAUUAAUACACUAUAUAGCAAUCUGAAUUAUACAUGCUUUUUGAUUGGUUCUUACUUAUAAGCUAUUGAAGGAUAGACGCAUGGAUGACGUCAUCAUUUACAACAUUUCGUCAUCAUUAAGAAACAGAUAUAAUCCAUGUUGUCGUGGGUCUGUACUGGGAUGGAUCGCAGAAGACGUCAAAAUGCGGUAGGAAUAUCGAUGGUACACCCGGCUGCCCUGUGUGUGCCACUUUUUUGUUCAGUCCCCGGCGAUCUAUUCCUGUACAGACCCACGGCAUUAUAGAAUCUGUUUGUUAAAUAAACAGCAAGUAGCGUAAUCAAUCAGAUUUCGGCAUUUGUGAUAGAACACUGAUGGAUUAAUGCGAAAAUGAGUUAUUACCUUUUUCAUUACGGCUCGUAUGCUGACACUCUUUUCCCUUUCGUGUCGGUCGUAGAUUUUGCUCAAAAUAUCACACUUUUGUUCUCCAUAAUUGAAGCCUUGGCAUUGUGGAGUUCUCAUGCACAGAUCUUCACACUGUAGCUUGGAUACAACUUGAUAUGUGACCAUUACAUCGCCUUUCAUUUCUUUCUCCAGUAAUGGAACAUUAAUAGUCGAAGUGAUGAUAAAGCAUCCUGAAUUUUGAGCCCUUCGGAAAUUUACAGGAUCAUCAUGUCUUCGGUGCUUCGAACCUUAUAAUGCAAUUUAAGAUAGAAUCAGCGAAGUCUUGAGAAAUCAAGGAAUAUUUCGCGUGCAAUCAACCUCCGUUCAAGAAAUAGGAGAAAUAUGAGUCAAGAGCGGCUAAACGGUUAGAGUGUCAAAUGCAAAUAUCAAAUGCAUUUUGUACAUUCAUUAUUUAUUUCGUCCUCACCCUAGCUAAACGAAAGCUUUUAUAUCAUGGAGCCAAUUUAUGUUGUCCUUGAUAUUUCGUUCUAAAUGAGUAAGAAAUUAUAUUUCAGCGAGAGAUAGUUUCUCGAUGUCAGUUAAUCGCACGAAAAUUAACUUGAAACAAAGUCAUAAUCCUGCGCAAAGCAUUUGUUUUAAUCUUUGAUUCUGGUUAAAUAGUCAGACGAAUUUUUUUUCUUUAUCACUGAUCCCUCGUUUUUUGUCUUUUUUUAAAUACAUGGUCAUUUCAAUACCUUUAAGUCUAAGUUCAGCAUCUAUUCAAUUUAAAAUAAAUACCCCGAUUUCCAUCAUUUCCAGUAGCCGAGCACCGAUAUGAAAACUGUGACAGUCUUCCAUAAAAAAAAAAAUAUAUAUAUCAUAGCUUACCUUUUCCUUCAAGAAAAGACGAAGCGAAUGUUAAAACCAUCACAAAUUCGGAAAUAUCCAUUUUCCAAACGCAUACCUAAAAGUUAAAUGACAUAAGGUACAAGAUGAAGAGUCGAGGCCCAAUUAAUUAGUCCUUAAAAUUUUUGUAAGGUUAAUUGAAAUCUGAAAUUUAGCGGUAAAUAAAGAAAUGAAAAUGUCCUCUCGAGGAAAACAGCAACGUAAGUGUGUAAUACACAAAUCACCUUUACUAUACCUUGAUCAAUUUUAAUUGCAAUGAAUAACGAAGUAGUUGGAAUUCACAGAGAGAAAUAUAGCACGGUUCAGUAUAAACUUCCGUAACGAAACUGCUCUUGUGAAAAUUUUUGUAUACAUGCAAUUCAGCCUAGUGCUUUUUAAGAUCAAAACAGAUACACAAGUCCGCAAAAAUACGAAGCAAAAAAAAAUUUAAAACAGAGCUAACGCGGCUACAAAGUAUUUCAAAUAAAUAAAGCUGCGAACGAGACUAGAGUGAGAAAACUGAGUGAAAACCAAUGGAGUAACAUACCUGUUUUAUAACAUGCCGCGUUCAGCAGCUUUCCAUGUUAUCUCUCG
Pocillopora meandrina is the source of this 10341-nucleotide messenger RNA. The record is from the annotation of a GenBank genome assembly. NCBI's taxonomy places the organism in Eukaryota, Metazoa, Cnidaria, Anthozoa, Scleractinia, Pocilloporidae.